CACGUUUUGUCUGUUACGUACCAUAUCAACCCCCGCCUGGGUAGUACUUCCAUCCAUCUGCAUCAUGCAUCAUGCAUCAUGUCCCGAUCUCUGCUCCCCCCACUCCAAGGCCAUGUUGAACAAAAUCGCACCAAGCUAUCUCCUGCAAUCACCGCUGAGCACGCCUGUGGCGUUGACACGGUUGUUUUCCAGCCUCUAACUGAUGAGGUCGAGGACAGACACUUCGUCGCCGACUGGUCCUUCUCUACCGGCAAAUGGAAAUUUCUCGCAAUCUUCGAUGGUAUAGAGGCCGUGGAUUUUGUGAAGGAAAGGUUGCCGGCCAGUAUCAAGAUGGCCAUCUCCUCCGAGCUAUUGGACAAGGACCGGCUUCCUGAUACAGUGAUAGCAAAGCUUCUGCAGGAUUGCAUCACCCAGGUUGAUGAGACCAUUCGCGUCGAUGUUGAGAGAUUUUUUCCUGGCGGGGAGCAGGAAAUAGCUCAGCUUAGUGACGACGAAAUCAGACGAGUAAUCCAAGACCCCGAUGAGCCCAGUCGAUCAUCUGUGAAGAUAUUGCGAGCGAGGACCGGCACAACGGCGCUGAUAGCUCUGGUUGACCCGCUCAAGGCAAUUCAUAUUGCGAACUUGGGCGAUUGUCAAGCAUUGAUCUGUCAGCCAAAGCCUUCAGAAGAAGGCUGGGGUGUGAGAUUGCUUACCCAUGUGCACAACUGCGGUAACGAAAAUGAGGUCGAGCGUGUUAAGCAACAACACGCAAACGAAGAGGAAUGUGUAUGUAACCAUAGGACGUUGGGACUGAUUACUCUUACAAGAGCUCUAGGUGACAUGGUCUUCAAACUUCCAUAUGUUUACACCGAGCGUGUCUUUGCCCUGGCGGAACCUCCAUUCCACCCGAACUAUAGAUUCUGGGACCUCGCCAAUCGCCUGAAGACACCGCCGUACCUUUCUACUACGGCCGACGUUGUUCACAUUCGACCUUCGUUUACGAACGCCCGCUUAAUUCUCUCCUCUGACGGAUUGACCGAUAUUUUUUCACGAACACACAAAGCCGAGCAUAUCACAGAAGCCAUCUCGUUGUGGCUCAAUAAAGGGAAGGAGGAACGAGCGGGCUGGGACGAGCACGGUCGCAACGCAGCUGUGGAAUUGCUGUUUCACGCACUGGAUGGUACCAAAGAGGACGCGAUUUUUUCGCAAUUUUUUGUUAGAUCGGGCAGGCGUGUCGAUGACACCACGGUUCUUGUUCUUCCAUUUGAUAAGCUCUGACUCGAUAUAGAGAUUAAUAUCAACUCUGUAUUGUGGAGGUGAGAGAUUUAUAAGGCUGGACACUUGUUUAAUAUAUUUAUCCUAUUACUGACCUCGUCUUGUGGUCGCACUCUGCACUUGCCACGGUGGGGUUGUACAUAGCACGGGUAUCCUAAUGUAAAACCUAAUAAAAAUAACAAUACAUAACACGUUCGCUGUAGGGUGGUCCUAGCACCCCAGCGACGAGCACGCCUGAGGUCUCUCAUCGAGAACAAGGC
Marasmius oreades (fairy-ring Marasmius) is the source of this 1514-nucleotide messenger RNA. RefSeq lists its product as uncharacterized. Gene Ontology annotation, biological process: protein dephosphorylation. Bases 79 to 1257 code for a protein of 392 amino acids. Gene Ontology annotation, molecular function: protein serine/threonine phosphatase activity. The record is from RefSeq and is a predicted model, not a curated record. Lineage: Eukaryota; Fungi; Basidiomycota; Agaricomycetes; Agaricales; Marasmiaceae. The transcript has 4 exons.